This is a messenger RNA of Linum tenue, 895 nucleotides long. NCBI's taxonomy places the organism in Eukaryota, Viridiplantae, Streptophyta, Magnoliopsida, Malpighiales, Linaceae. The record is from the annotation of a GenBank genome assembly.
CCAGCACUAUUAUCAUUAUGUAUGUUUCUGUUACUACUGCCAAAAUCUCCAUAUGAAAAGCUAAGCUAGGCAGUCGUUCCUCUUUUUGUCUCCAUAAAAUCGUUCCUUCUCGCUCUCCCGCGCGCGCUCCCUCCGCCGGCCGAUCCGUUUCCCGCCUUGCCGUCUUCCCAAGCCAGAAGAAAUGAGUCUCGGCAGCAUAUCGUCGAAGCCGCUGAGCUUCUGUCUCCAUAACCGCUACGUUCUCGCGAAGAACCAGUCGCAGCAGCGAUUUCUGGCUCUCGAACAACGCCGUUUGCGCUGCUCCAACCUGUCUUGGACAACUCCUCGCUUCUCCAGCUCGCUCAGCUACAAUCCUCUCAGUUUCGGAAUCAAGAGCAAUGACGAAGCUAUUUUGAGGAACAAGACGGUGGAAGGGAGGAAGAAGACGAGCACAGUUUGCUCUGCGGUGGCGGUCAGUACUGCUCGCAACCUCCAGUGGAUCUCCACCAUUGCUUCCAUAGUGCUGAUGCUUUCCAAGGGUACGGCUGUCAACAAAUGCCUUCUCGUUCCCCUCCUUGCGUUACAGGCGCCUGCUGCUGUGGUCUCUUGGGUUAAGGGUGAAUAUGGUGUGUGGGCUGCAUUUAUGGCGCUUCUCGUACGCCUCUUCUUCUUUAUUCCCGGUGAAUUAGAGUUGCCAUUUAUGGCUUUGCUCUUGGUCAUAUUAGCUCCUUACCAGGUUCUGAACCUAAGAGGAACACAAGAAGGUGCUAUUAUUAGUUUGGCGAUUGCAGCUUACCUGGCUUUCGAGCAUUUUUCACGAGGAGGCAACAUGCAGAAAUCGUUUGAGCAAGGUUCAAUUGUGGCCACUGUAGCUACCAUCUGUAUUGCAGUUGCCUCGUGCUUACUCAUGCUCUGA